Messenger RNA from Angiostrongylus costaricensis, 837 nucleotides. The record is from the annotation of a GenBank genome assembly. NCBI's taxonomy places the organism in Eukaryota, Metazoa, Nematoda, Chromadorea, Rhabditida, Metastrongylidae.
AUGUCAUCUGAUGAAGACAUUCCUUCGACUGCGUCUCAAGGACGACGACAUACAAGGAGGCCUGUACGUUCGAGGAUUGAUGGAAAACAGGACACUCGAGCUGAACUUAAAGUUGAAGAGGUUCCGUCCUCACAAGAAGGCAAAGCUUCACAAAUUGGUCGACUCGCUCGGCAUCUGCUCUAUGCGACUGCAAAUGAGAAAGAUGGCGCUUUGAAAGACGUUGUAGCUCAAAAGGAGCAUUGCCUUUCAAAGAAGGAGUAUCCUUAUGUGUUAAGGCAAGCUAGUAGUGCUAUCAAGCACUCAUUCGGAUGCAAAGUUGUUCAUCGAGCCAAUCAAUCUCAUAUAGUUCGCACGGAGCGUAUAGAAGAGAAUUAUCCACUCGAUUCUACGGCCCAAGCCAAGAAGGGAUUGCUUUCCGCAAUUCUGAUGUUUAUUUUCGCAUCUAAGAAUAAGAAAACCAAUGUGUCCGCCAUAACGGAGACAGUGUUGAUAAGUUUCUUGAAAGCUCUCGGACUUUCCUACAGUAGUCCCGAUCCAAUUUUCGGUGAUAUCAAGAAACUUAUUUCACCAACGAGUUCCGCCGAAUUUGUUCAUGAAGGAUACAUAUCUUUUGCGAAAUGCUCUGAUCCUUGCGAAACUCAGGUGAUCAUGUAUGACUGGGGUCCUCGUGCCAUUCUAGCGUGCGAACCAAUGAUUAUGCUGAAUUCGUUCUGUUCUAUUCUGAAAGAUCCGCAGGUCAAUAAAUGGUCAAGUCAAGUAGAGACAGCGAAUGAGCUAGAAGAGGAAAAGAAACAAGUCAUAAAGAACUCUGAUCAUUACAUGCUUGAGGACAAGUAG